GGGCUAUGUGUUUCAUUACAAAUGAGCCUAGGAGUGGGUUCAGAAUUUCAUACGCACAUAUUGUUUAUUUCUGUAUUGUUUGAUCAAUAGACUAAUGUGAAUAUUUAUAUCUUGACAUGGCUUCUUGUAAAAUUAAUGAUUAAAAGUACGCUAUAGAUUCCACAUGAAGUCUGAUGCUUACACAUCAUGUGGCAUUAUGUGCGUAUACCCUGGGAUAUCAUAUGAUAUACAUGUAUGUAUAGGAUUGAAUUCAUAGCCAUAUUUGGAACUAUAAUAGUGGUAUUGCAUUUAGUUACAGUUGCACACCCCACUGAGCUCAGUCAGCUCACUUACUGAUCAAAGAAGAUGGCCCUGACCUCCUCUCUUUGUUUGAUUGCUCUUCUGCUGGUCCUGCCUUGCUGCUUGGGUCACAUGCACCUUGCUAAGUACAAUUUUAGGAGGGUUCUCCAUCCUCAAUAUACUCUCUACUGGAACUACAAUCCAACAGACAGGAACCUUACCUUUGCAGUCAGAGUACAGACUACAGGAUGGGUUGGAUUUGGUAUUUCACCUAAUGGAGGAAUGGUUGGAUCUGAUGUAGUCAUUGGAUGGGUACAGGAUGGACGUAGCUACUUUAAUGAUAGGUUUGCUACUGCCCAGUCUACUCCAGCAAUUGAUAUGCAGCAGGACUGGUUUCUGAUAAGUGCUGAAGAGGAAAAUGGAUACACUACACUUGAAUUCACUCGUAAUUACACUUCAUGUGAUGGUAACAAUCAAGACAGGAAUAUUACAGUAAGACAGUAGCCAGUAUUUAUCAUGUUAUGAAUAAUGC
This is a messenger RNA of Amphimedon queenslandica, 811 nucleotides long. RefSeq names its product DBH-like monooxygenase protein 2 homolog. Lineage: Eukaryota; Metazoa; Porifera; Demospongiae; Haplosclerida; Niphatidae. Gene Ontology annotation, biological process: dopamine catabolic process; octopamine biosynthetic process; norepinephrine biosynthetic process. Bases 346 to 783 code for a protein of 145 amino acids. Gene Ontology annotation, molecular function: dopamine beta-monooxygenase activity. The record is from RefSeq and is a predicted model, not a curated record. Gene Ontology annotation, cellular component: secretory granule membrane. The transcript is spliced from 2 exons.